Molecule: messenger RNA, 3846 nt
Organism: Laccaria bicolor S238N-H82
Lineage: Eukaryota; Fungi; Basidiomycota; Agaricomycetes; Agaricales; Hydnangiaceae
Product: histone deacetylase complex, SIN3 component
Exons: 10
Coding region: 1-3846 (1281 amino acids)
Biological process (GO): negative regulation of transcription by RNA polymerase II
Cellular component (GO): chromatin; Sin3-type complex
Molecular function (GO): transcription corepressor activity
Source: RefSeq, a predicted model, not a curated record
AUGAACCCUGAGCUUGGCGAUCGGUUAGCAGACCUGGCGGCCAGAUCCUCGGAAACGAGAUCUGUACUUGACCCUUUCCACCUGAUGCCUCAAAGUCCACUCACCGACCUCACCAACUUGCCACCACAUCUCUCGGCCCCCAACGACGACCCAGACCCUCGCCCUCAGACCGAUACCCACCCCAUGCCACGAGCGUCAAAUACCCCUACUCCAGCCCCGCCAAACGACUCUCCAGGAGCAUCUCAGCCCUCGUCUGACGUUACAGGGCGUCCACUCAAUGUCACCGACGCUCUGAGCUAUCUCGACGCCGUGAAGAUGCAAUUCCAAGACAAGCCAGAAGUGUACAACCAGUUUCUAGACAUAAUGAAGGACUUUAAGAGUCAAGUAAUCGACACUCCUGGAGUAAUCCAACGCGUUUCUAUGCUAUUCAACGGGAAUCCCUAUCUAAUUCAAGGCUUCAACACAUUCCUACCCCUAGGAUACCGCAUAGAUAUCUCAGUAGACCCUCUUGACCCCAACGCAAUCACAGUCACUACACCGCUUGGCACGACCAUUCAAAACACCAAUUCCACCUCACCAAUUCCAAGAACAGGUCUUGGAAUACCGCCCCCCGCCGUUGCAAAUCCAAUGCUUUUCCUAGCAUCUACCCCCACUCCCCACACAAUCCUCGGGGGCAUGACCCCACGGUCUCUGACGCCACAAGUCUUCCAGCUUGCACAUGGCCAACCUCAGUUUGACCCGACAUUCUCCCCCGGGUUCCAAAACCCAACUGCUGCAGCAGCGUCGGUGUUGGGCAAUCUAAAUAAUAAAAACCCGACAGUGGAGAAGCAGCCUCCUGGCGAGUUCAAUCACGCUAUACAAUACCUCAACAAAAUCAAGGCCCGCUAUUCAGAGGAUCCUAAUACUUACAAACAAUUCUUGGACAUUCUCCAAACGUAUCAAAAGGAGCAGAAACAUCUUCAAGAUUCGCAAGUGUAUGUUCAAGUUCAAACAUUGUUCAAGAAUGAUCAGGAUUUGUUGGCGGAAUUCAAGGAUUUUCUUCCAGAGGCGGUUGGUGGUGGUGGUGGACCAUCUGUGCCUUCGGUUGUGCCACAGGUUCCUGCUGCAGGUCCAGCUUCUUGGCCUCAACCUGAAGCGUCCAGUUCGAGUCCCGUAGCUGUACCCGCAAAGAAAUCCACCCAAGCCUCCAAGCGUAAGAAGCGAGUCGUCGAGAAAGAGCCUACCCCUGCCCCUCCCACAAAAGUCGUUCCAUCUAGACAAACCAAGAAAACCAAGCUUCAACAUAACCCGGACACCGGAUCACCCGCAUUUUCACCCUAUGUUGCGCCGCAUUCUCCUCCUCAAUAUCCACACGCUACAUCAGCUUUACAAUCCCAUCACAUACAGUCGCAACCUUCUUUGCAUCUCCCAGGUCAUUCAGGGAACGCAUCUGCGGAUAAACUCUUGUUCUUCGACCGUGCGAAGAAAUCCCUCGAGAAUCGGGAGGUGUAUGAAGAGUUUCUCAAACUUCUUGGCUUGUUCUCAAAGGAUAUUUUUGAUGUGAACACGCUCAUUGAGCGAACACGAGUAUUUCUAGGAGACGGGGAGCUCAUGUCGGAAUUCAAGGAUCUGGUGGGCUGGGAUGAUCGACAGGAGAGCGUCGAAAAUGGCCCUCCGGGCAGCAUCAGAACAGGCCCCCCUGUAGCCCUAGCUGCUUUGCCGGCGGACGAUGGAGAAGGGCCUAGCUAUCGAAGGCUUCUUGACAGUGAGGUCAGGCUUGCAUGCUCAGGCCGCGACGAGCUUUGCCGUUCGGUUCUGAAUGACGUAUGGGUUUCUCAUCCUACCUGGGCCUCAGAAGAGGCUCAGUUCGUUGCUCACAAGAAGAACUCUUUUGAGGAAGCCCUUCAUAAAAGCGAGGAGGAGCGCCAUGAGUACCAUGUUCAGAUCGAAGCUUUGACGAGAACAAUAGCUGUAUUGGAGCCCCUCAGCGCCAGGAUCGAGGAUAUGACGAACGAGGAGCGGUCAUUAUUCAAGCUUAAAUCUGAUUUCGGUGGCGCAGGCAAAUCGAUUUAUCAUCGGAUGAUCAAGAGGGUUUAUGGAAAGGACAGCGGACUGGAGAUAAUCCAAGCCCUCCAGGAUUGCCCAAGUGUCGCCGUCCCUGUUGUACUCGCUCGGCUCAAGCAAAAAGACGAAGAAUGGAGGCGUGCCCAACGUGAAUGGAGCCGAACCUGGAGAGAGGUUGAUUCCAAGAAUUUUUACAAGUCGUUGGACCACCAGGGAAUUAGCUUCAAGCAGAAUGACAAGAAGAAUAUCACAGCCAAAUACUUCGUGGGGGACAUUGAGGCCAUUAAAAGUGAACAGCUAAGUAAGGAGAAAUUCGAUUUUGGAUCGGUUGAACACCAGCUGGAAUACACGUUCUACGAGACCUCAGUCCUACUCGAUUCCCUCAAGAUGGUCUACUCUUUUCUUGACCGUUCUCAAGCUCAAUACAGUGCACCGGAACGUCGAAGCGUUGAGAAAUUCCUGCGGGCGUUCAUUCCUCGACUCUGCAAUUAUCCAGAGGCGGAAUUUAACGCAGCGUGCGGCCCUCUAGAAGGCCCUCACGAAGAUGAAGCGAUGCAUGAUAUCAAUGGGCAUGCGGAUGGCCAGAGGAGUGGUCGUCGGUCAAUAGGGAGUCCACACUCUGCUCAAUCCGGCGGCGUGCCCGCGAAUGAUCUCAGAAAGAAGCUCCUCAGGACAGCUCAAGAGAAAGCGGCGGGGAGAGACGCUCACGCUUCUUCAGGUGAUUCACGGCCCAUGUCCCCUUCACUUGAACAUCUCCACGCCUCACAUUCUUACGAUGACUCUCGGGCGAUUCCUGACAUAUGGAUCAAGGAUGCCGGUAUGAGGUCAGAGUUGUCGCCAUCAUCAGACGUGGAUCACCCUCUGUUUGUCAACACAACGUUCUAUACUUUGUUGAGGCUGCUUCAGCUGCUCUAUUCUCGUCUUUUGAUGUGCAAAGAGAUUGGUUCCCAGCUAGCUUUACAACAGCACGCCCCCUUACUCGCCAAUGUGGUUGCAGUGGACUUGGGGCUGGAUGAUCCAAAUGGACCAUCAGCGGUGCUGGCUCAGACGAUGGAAGUCCUUGGUCGCGAUUCAAGCGAGGGAGCCAAUGUGGUUUACAUGUACCUCUUGAGUGCGUGUGAAAAGUUGUUUGACAACGAGCUAGAUCAAGCAACAUUUGAGGAGCACAUGCGGUGGUUUUUCGGCACGAAGGCCUAUCACCUAUUUACGUUAGACAAGUUAAUUACGGCACUCAUCAAACAGGUUCAGACAAUCAUAUCCGAUAACAAAUGUCAAGAGUUGUGGACCCUCCUGCAAGCAGCGCAAAACUCCGAUCGUCUCUCGCAGCAAGAUAUUAUUAGGUAUCGUCGGGAGGCCGAACGACACGUUGGUCAGGAUGAUCAUUUAUAUCGGUUACAAUGGGUCCGAGAAUCCAAGUGCAUACAUGUUUCCCUCGUAGGAGCCGAUGAUCCUAGCAUUCCAACGGACGGCCUUGCGAUCAGUCGCUGGCAAGGGUACCUCAACACCUUUGUCAUGACGUAUCCGACGGAGUGGUUGCCUGCAGCUCAUACAAAGGAAAAGCGAUCGCCUGUGAUGUUGAAACGAUGUGUGAGAGCGAAUUCAGACAGCAUCGCCUCGACGACAAAAAUAGAAGGAUACAUGAAGAUUCGAGUGAGGCUGCCCACUUACAAGAUGGUGUAUGAGAGUGGUAGCGAAGAUUUUUUGUGGCGAAAGAGGGGUGCGGAAGAGUGGCGAGUAUUGGAGGAGCGGGAUAGGGCACGUAAAGAAGAAAGGGGGAAAUGUUGUUGGCUCCAGUGUGCCUGA